Sitophilus oryzae (rice weevil) is the source of this 4204-nucleotide messenger RNA. RefSeq names its product E3 ubiquitin-protein ligase Ubr3-like. Bases 74 to 4108 code for a protein of 1344 amino acids. Gene Ontology annotation, cellular component: cytoplasm; ubiquitin ligase complex. Lineage: Eukaryota; Metazoa; Arthropoda; Insecta; Coleoptera; Curculionidae. Gene Ontology annotation, biological process: ubiquitin-dependent protein catabolic process via the N-end rule pathway; protein ubiquitination. The record is from RefSeq and is a predicted model, not a curated record. The transcript has 21 exons. Gene Ontology annotation, molecular function: ubiquitin protein ligase activity.
AUUACAGGUUGCUUUUUAUGAAAUUUUGAACGGUCUAUGGGUUAGGAACGGACUACAAAUCAAGGGUCAAGCAAUGACGUACAUCCAGUGCAACUUCUGCAACUCCAUGGUAGAUGCGGACCUCUAUCUUUUGCAGAUCUGUUGUACCAGAGUUAACACUGACAGAUUCAUCAACAUGGUUAUCGACCAAUUCCACAUUAAGGAAUUUAUGAAUUUGGGACCGUUCAGAUCACCACAAAACCCCCUUUUCAAGGGUGAUCCUGAUACGCCUAUGCUGGAAAGCUGCCUAAUGUUUUUAGCUACUUUGGUCAGCGUGAGGACCAACUUAGGUUUACCGGAUACAGUUCUGAAUAGAUUAGAAAUGGUAACUCUUCUGUGUAUGGGUGACAAGACGCAUUCACAAUUAAUGGAAUUGAUGCCUGAAAGGUGUGGAACUCAGAGUAGAGACUUCGAAGCUCUCUUAGCUGAAUGUGCAGAUUACAGGGCACCAGCUCUUGAAGCUAGCGGUAACAUGCAACAAGGGAUGUACGUACCAAAGGCCAGCGUGUGGGAGAACCAUUACGACCCCAUCCACGUACUGCUCAGGGCUGUGCACAGGCGAGACUUCCAAAACUCCAUAGAUAGAUAUACAGAAUAUUGUAGGCAAAACAACAAACUGAAACCCGGUGUGAUUCCCUGGCCACCUUUUAGAACACCGGCUAAAGUCGGCGACAAUUACAUCGAUCCAAGACAUAUUUUAACGUGGAAGGUGUUCCAUGCCAUGGCUUUUGUUAUUUUGUACAAAGCAGUGAAAGGCGUGGUCUCAGAACACGUGAUGGCUCUUAUAGUGUUCUUGCUCGAGCAGGCCGUCAACAUGACCAUAGAUUUUAAGGACACGUAUUCGAAACUAUGUUCACCAACACAAUCCAACAAAAAUCACCAGAUUGUUGACGGAGACCUGUCAAAUUGGUUCCAAACAGGUUACGUGUUUGACAACUUCAGAACAGUCAUUCCCAAGGUCAUAUUUCCCACUACCGUGCCCAACAUAGCUCCAACCCCCAUAGUGUACAGUUCACCUGAAAGCGAUUUAGGAGAGGAUGAGCUGAAUUCAUCCGAUUCAGAUGACGUUGUGAUGCCUGCCGAAGAUGAAGCUUCACGCAGACCGAAGCCUUUGAUGAUUGAGCAACGGCGUCAGUCGGGAGAUACGUCACGGAACGAUUUGAUGGACAUGAUACUGUAUACAGGAUCUUCAAAUUCCGUCGAUGAAGAACGAAGCGUUCCCGAGUCUCCUGUAGAAAUAAUUUCCGGUUGUUUGGCAUUACCGUCUGCUCCGUCUACAGAACCCAUGGAAGUGGAUGAUAUGAGAGUGGCUCUACCUGGAAUGAAAGCUUUAGCCAAUCAACUUACAACUGCCCUAUCUAAUUCUGACCACGCACCAGCGCCACAAGCCCUACCAUCACCUGCUUACCUUCCGGCGUUGAUGGCGGGCACGGAAAUGGUCAAGUCCAAAGCAGGACCGAGCAAAUUGCUGUCUGACCUGUUCCAAAGGAGGAGGGAUCUAUCGAAAACCAAAGCUUUGCCUUCGACGUCUCACGGGUUUAGGAAGAAAACCCCGUACAAGACGAGGAAAUUGCCACCUGGGGAAUUUCCUGAAGAUCAGCCAUCGAUAGAAGUAAACGAAAGCAUCAUAUCCUUGUUGUUAAAACUACACUCUCAACUGUCAGGAAUACCUGACAGUUUCGACCCCGAUGACGAUGAGAUCGAUUAUUUUGCUGCCGGAGAUGAUAAAGUACCAUGCGGCGAUGGUACGUUCUACGUGGGAAAAUUGUUGAAGAAAAUAGCGAUGUCCGACUCGGGUUGUAACAGGUAUAUUCAAAAGACUAGAGGUCAGUUGUGGCCCUCGCAGGAAGAGAAUGAGAAAGCGAAGAAAAUGAGGGAGAAUAGAGAGCGGGAAGAAAGACGGAGAAGAGCCAAAGAGAGACAGCAAAAACUGAUGGCGGAGUUCACCAAAAAGCAAAACGAGUUCUGGAAACGCGAACAGGAAAAAAUGGAGACUGAAGAGAACGCGGAAAACAUGGAGCACAGCGCGUUGCCUAUCAGCAAACAAGAAUACGACUGCGUUAUAUGUAACAUAAGCUCGCCAAGUACUGAAGAAAAACCUAUGGGUUUGGUAGCUUUAAUUCAGGCUACCAGCGUUAUAGGUCAUAGAAGGCGGUACGGUCAGCCUGAAAGAGCCACAUUGCCUACUUGUGAUGACGAAAAAGAACAACUCAGGAAAGACGAUAUUUUGGCAGCGGAAAUGGACAGAAGAGCUGAGGAAUUCGACAUGCAUUUCAAUCCGCAAUCAUGGUUUCUGUCCAUCAACACUGGAUGGGAUGGAGGCGUGCACGUUCAAACUUGCGGGCACCACCUACAUUUGGACUGUCUCAAUUCGUAUCUAACCUCGUUAAGAUCGCAGCAGAGACAACAGUCUUUAUCUCCAGAAAAGGGAGAAUACUUGUGCCCCCUAUGCAGACAACUAGCCAACUCAUUCCUACCCCUGUCCCCCCAAUACGGCGACAAAUCCCAAAUGGUGCGCGCACGCGCCAACGAAAGCAUGGCCCAAGUGCUGGAGGAGAUCAGCGAGUUUCUCAACGACAACGACCAGAAACCCGUGGUGUCCAAUAUGUCGGAGGCCAUCGGCAAAGUGAUGGAGGAUAUGUCGAACAGUACGCAGAUCAAGGCGCUGUUCAAACCGAAGUACGACGUGCCCUUUCCCCAAAGCCUGUUCCUGUUCGUGACGUCGAUCGCGCGGACGAAUCUGGAGGUGGAGCUCAUUCAGAGGGGCGGGUCUUUGGUGGUACCGUCGGGGGAACCGCCCAAUCCAUUGUUACCUAAGAGAGAUUGCAUAGUUCCUUUACUGCACGUAUUAGCUGUCCACGCCAGGGUGGCCAAAGGCAUGGCCAGGUGGCCCUCGUGGAUGACCUUCAAGCAGUUGUGCGGGUUGCCGCCCAAGGAUCCCGUUACGUCACUGGCUCCUAUGGAAAUGGAGGUUCCAGUGUUGCUGAAAGAUCCCAUAGCUUUAUUGUUACAGUUUGUGUUAUUGUUGCCCUUACAUUUAGAUCAAACCUAUUUUACGACAACCGUCCAAAUGCUAUACAACCUCCUCUACUACCAGGUCGUGACACAAGUGUCGUGCGGCCUGACCGGCUCGGAACGAGCCAAGAUCGUAGCGAACGCCUCGAGCGAGGCGAUCAAGAAUUUCUGUGAUGCCUUAGGUUUAGUGAACGAGUGUCUGGGCCACACCGACCUCUACAUGGACGACGACGACGAAACUGCUGGUGGAUCAGCCGCGGAGGACGCCACUAGUGGCAAAACUUUGAACAUAAAUGCUCUGGAGCAGCAGGUUCAGAAGUUGUGCGUGCCUUUCCUGAGGAUAGCGUCGUUGUUGAAGUUUCAUAUAUACCAGCAGUCGUUGCCUGAAAUCCGGACGCCACAGAGUGAAUUCGUGCGUUUGGUGUAUUAUUUGGAGCUGGUCACGGAGUCGAUGGACUGGGAUUGUUUUAACUCUAGCGUAGCACUGAAUUGGCCACAGGGUACCGAUAUGUAUAGGUUUUCUCCGCAAUUAUGGUGCAACGAAUUCGCAUCUUUUGUAUCGAAAAGUCAAAUAGCAGCUAGGAGUUUCUUAAUAGAUCAACAUUCCGUGUGGCAUCCUCCAAGACUUUUGGCCUUGCCUAGGGAAUACGAAAAAAUAUUCACAUACUACCACGAGAGACCUUGCAGUCAAUGUCACUCGGUAGCGCAAGAAACGAGUAUAUGCCUGCUCUGCGGCACCAUAGUCUGUCUCAAACAGAACUGUUGUAAGCAGCAAAAUGUCUGCGAGGCAGUGGCGCACGCGCAGGAGUGCGGCAUGGGCACGGGAGUCUUUUUAGUCAUAACCUCCACGUAUAUUAUAGUUAUCCGAGGACACAGGGCUUGUCUCUGGGGUUCCCUGUAUUUGGAUGAUUUCGAAGAGGAAGAUAGAGAUUUGAAACGUGGCAAGCCGCUGUACUUGAGCAAGGACAGGUUCCAGUUGUUGGAGCAGCAAUGGCUGGCGCACCGGUUCGACCACACGAAAAAAACCUGGGUACAGCACCGCAACGCCCUCUAAAUACGAACCACACAUACUACACACUAACACAGGAACGUUUUUCCAUCAAAACUAGAGAGCAAAUAAACCGUUCUUUUUGGAAAACGAUGUAAACAA